Molecule: messenger RNA, 2664 nt
Organism: Symbiodinium sp. CCMP2592
Lineage: Eukaryota; Dinophyceae; Suessiales; Symbiodiniaceae
Source: the annotation of a GenBank genome assembly
AUGGCUCCCAAAACUGGCCGGACGAGUGGGGCCAAGAAGGCGGCCAAGGCAACUGCCAAAGCUAAGGCUGAGGCCACGGCGGCUGAGGCUGCCGAGGUGGAGUCUGGGGACUUUGCCAUGGAGACCGGGCGUGAAGCCGUGAAAGAGGCCCUGGACUUUUUGAAGAAGAAGAAGCUCUUUCCGGCUAAGGCGGAGAAGGUCGGCACUCACUCCAUUCUUCCAGAUGCCUGGCAGGGCUCGAGCCUGAAAGAGGCCUCCACAUUCUCAGCGAGCCUGAAGGACGUUUCUGUGGAGACCCUGGAGGUGCCACCGCCUGAGGUGCUGUCUGAAGCGGCCGAGUAUUGGUUCGAAGGGAGGUCUGAUCAGACCUCCCUUUUCGUGUCGGCGACGGUGACGUCUGAUGAGACCAAGUCAGGCGAGAUCGUGCUGUCGCCUGAGGACCAUACCAAGGUUGCGGCCUUGGUAUGGGCCUUCGGCAAGGCGGCGGCUUCGUCUGACAGCGACCUCUGCGAGAAGUACCGGACCGUGGUCAGUCUGAUCCAGGCAUCUGAGGACAUCGGCAAGAAGGCUAUGGAGUGUUCCAAUGCGAUGCCGUUCAACCUCGCCUCGAUCCGGGCCGCCUUGUCAGCACAACACAAGGCCUCCACUCACGAGGAGGUGUUCUUGUUGUUGAAGAACAUCCGCUGGAACGGCGAAGCCUACAAGGUGAAGACAUCUGACCAGGUGCAAAAGCUCACCACUAUGCUUGACAAGACGAAUGCGGCCGGCAUGACUGAGUCGAUGAAGGAGAUGCGGGAGGACAGCAGCCUGAAGGACCAUUUGGGUGUGUCCCUGUCGACCAACACCCACAUGCGUGACUUGAACAGGGACCAGGCGAUGCAAGCGACAGGGAUGCUGCAUCUUCGCUUCGUCGUGCUGGAGCGGCUGAGCCAUCUGCCCAUCCCGGACGAUGCGGAUGACAAGAAGACGGCCAUGGAUUUUCAGAAGUCUCUGCAGAGGUGUCUGAAUCCGAAGGAGUGGGCUCAGCAAGGCGGCUUGGUAUCCGUCGCGGCCUUCAGCGAGCCGCCGUACUGCAGUCUGAGUAAAAGGAUUGCAGGAAUGCUCCGGGGCGAUGACGAUGAGCUCUUCAGCACUGCUGUCACUUCCGGGCAGAAGGAGGAGUUUGGACCCAUCCUGGAGCUGCUGACCAGGUACAGCGACGAGUGGAAGAUGAAAUUGGGCCGUCUGAAGCCUGAGCCGCCGCUUGAGACCAAGCCUUCGCGUGAGCUGCUGCCCGAGACGGAUCCGACGACUGAUACGUCUGGGACUGGGACGACUCGCACGGCUGAACAACUCCGCGAAGUGCAGCUCAAGCGGGCGGUGGAGGAGGAAAUGGCCUUCUACAUUCACUUCUACCAAAGCGACAUCAGGAAUCCUUCCGCUGCCUGGGCUGAUGCUCUGAAGCAACAUCAGCUCCUUCAGAAGGCUGAGCCGGUGUUAUUCAUCUUCGACUCCUCGCUGGUCGCUGAAAACGGAGGCUACAGCCGCGUGCACAACGUGUACCAGCGACCGGCCGUCUUCGAGCGUGGCCUGUACGACAACUGCUUCCGAGUGUUCGAGGCGGCUUCCAAGGACGAGGACCGCUGGCUGACCUUUGAUAGCGGCGUGCAGAAGGCCUCGAACACCAUCCUCAAGUCUUUCAGGAAUCAUGGCUCGACGCCCCAGAGCAUUAUUCUGAUCGGAAGCGAAGAAAGUGUUCAAGGGCGGAAAGACUACUUGCGGUCUGCGUGGCUUGGCCGCAUGUUCUUGUGUUUGACUGCAGUUUCCUUUUUUGGCUUGGCCGCCUGUUCUUGUGUUGACUGCAGUUCAUGCUUCCAGCCAAGGGAGGAGAGGAACUGCAAACGGCGGAAGACAGGAACCGCUGGAAGUCUCAUCAGCAUCGCCGGGGCCAGGGAGACAAUGUACUUCGGGUGCAAGUCUGACCCCCUGCCUGCCAAAGAGCACAAAUGGCUGGCGACUGAUGGCGUGGUGAGCACCGCCUGUCCUGUCUCGGUGCUGCCGAACGUGCCCUUGCCUUCGCCUGAGAGCCUCAUCCGGGUGACGGUGAGCCAGAAGAAGGAGGUCAUCCCUUUGGUGUGUGGAAAGGGUGUGACCGACAACGGCGGCCAGGUGGCACCGGCUGAGCACGUGGAGGACACCGACACAGUCCCUCUGGUGCACUUCGAGAGGAGCUGCUGGCUGUGUCGCAAGUUUGAGUCCAUUGUCUGGGUGUACCGGAUGCUGCUGCACACGGUCUCGCCCAUUGCCUGUGUCGUGAACUUUUCUCCGGGGUCGGGGUGCCUGAGCGUCGUCGCCGCAGAACAGCGGGUGCCCUGCAUCAACGUGGUGAGGACGCCUGAACAACGGAUGAUGCUCCAGAGCAUCAUCCGGCAGGAGCUGGCUGGUCGCGUCAAGAAUGCCAACGACCAGCGAUUCUACCGCGUGCCUGAGCCGCAGAGGGCUGAGCCUGAGAUGCCGCCUGUCUCGACAGCGGUUGCCUCGCCCGCGGUUCCGGUUCCCCCGCCUGCGACAACGACGGUGCCACCGCCUCAGACAACGACGGUGCCACCGCCUGAGAAAACCACGGAUGUCUCGUCACCGUCUGGUGAGUCUGACAGCAGCUCAGGCGAGGACGUAGAAAAGUAG